AAGUCUAGUGGAGUUGCUCUCAUUCUACAAGGUUUUGUUGCUUUUCACUGAAAUGUGCCAAUGGCAGAUUUGUGAAUUCGAAACAAGGAAGAUUUUCAAUUUAGAAAUGGUUCUCAAACUUCCAACCAGAUUGUAUAAAUACCAGAACCAUUGGAUGGUCUUCACCAGAUCACCCUCUGAAUCUAACAAAGGACAAGCUUUAACGAAGCAUUCAACACUUAGAGACUCAUCUCCCUCACAAGAAAGAAAUUCAGUAUGAAGGUUGCUGUCAUUUUCCUCACUCUUGCUUUCGUUGCUACAAUGCAGCUCAGCGAUGCUUGGAGAAUUCGUCUUCCUCGCCUUGGCCUGCGUAGGAUCAUUGCUCCUAUUUGCAAUCAAAUCUGCAACGUUAAGUGCACAGUUCCUGGUAUAUGUGCUCCAGUCUGCAAUAAGGUCUGCAAUAUUGGCCGUAAACGCCGUGCUGUUGCAAACGACGAUGGGGAAAAGCCUUUCUCAGCUGAUUACUACAAGUAUGACAUGAACAAUGAUGAUAUCAUUACUCUGUCAGAAUUCGCAAUUGCAAUCUCAUCCACCCCUGCUAAAUGCGUUGAGAUCUUUGGAAUGGCUGAUUUAAAUGAUGAUGGUGUAUUAGAUAUGAGUGAAUUCCUUCGUGGACCAUUUCAAUUUGGUGGAAAAAUGGAAGAUUAUAUAUCCCAGGAAUCAUCAGAAGAGGUUGGUAGCCAAUCAGAUGAGUCAGAUGAAUUUGAGGAUUCAGAGGAGAUCACAACUACCCAGAAGGCAACUUUCACACAGGACAUCACUACCCAGGAAACUUUGACCACCAAACAAUAAGCAUUAUGAAUCUCAUUGCUAUAUAGAAAUAGCAUUGUUUGAUCUCAACUGGACAUUAUGGCUCUUUACAAGCCUUUAUACUCAUGAAAUAAACAAUAAAUUUUGUUAAAGUGCUAUUUAGAAGUACUCAUUUAGUAUAUCUUAUUUGAUUAUUAACAUAUACUUAAGUGAUACUAAAGUGAGACAUACCAAAUGUGACUAUUUUAUAAAUUAUUAAUUUAUCUACAUUUGUAUUGUUGCAAUCAACAUUGAUAAAGUAGUGUUGUUUUCUAUGAAUGAUCUAGUUAAAAGAGAAAAGUGCUGCAUUUUAAUGCAUUAUAAGCAGAUUCUUUUGAGAACUGGGUAAUUUAUAUAUCCACUAUUUUAUUGAUUGAAAAUUGUAUUAUUGCUGAAUAAAAAUAAAUUAAGUAGAAGUUAGAGUAACGGAACCUGAUACUUUCUGUUUAGUCUUUAUAUAUUCAGAUAAAAGCAAAGUAAAUGAAUUAAUGGCUUUAAAACACUACAAUAGAUUUGUUUAUAUCUAAGCACUCUGAAGCGUAAUUUAUGAAUAGGACCUAACAUCCCCUCCCCUUAUUUGACAAAGGCAGCUUUAGGCUCACUGGCUUAUUAGAUCUUCUAGUAAAGUAGCAUUUGUGUAAUAACAAUGAAGUGAAUGUGAUUAACAGUUACACUUUCUAUGUAAUAUCCCUUAAAAGGAUUGAUAGUGCCAUAAUUACUUGAAACUCGAGUCCAUUUUUAUUAAUGCUUGACAGGGGACUUAGAUAAACUUGACUUUCCUUGCUAUAUAUAACCAGAUACUGAGAGUCAAACUAAUGCAUAAUUGUUGCCAUAAUCACA
This is a messenger RNA of Owenia fusiformis, 1668 nucleotides long. The record is from the annotation of a GenBank genome assembly. Lineage: Eukaryota; Metazoa; Annelida; Polychaeta; Sabellida; Oweniidae.